Molecule: messenger RNA, 1872 nt
Organism: Peniophora sp. CBMAI 1063
Lineage: Eukaryota; Fungi; Basidiomycota; Agaricomycetes; Russulales; Peniophoraceae
Source: the annotation of a GenBank genome assembly
AUGACUGAAGUUGAAAGGACGUCGAUGGAGAGAGGCGACCUUGUCAAACAGCGUAUUGCCCAUUAUGACUACUUUCAUGACCCCAACACCUUCACGUAUCGGCUCCGGAAGACGGCCAAACCGAAAGAGAAGAAGGUCAAAGAGCGCAAACACGCCGUUGUCGUCCGGCGCCUGAUCGACCAGAAUGGCAAUCACACGAAGACUGUCAUCGAUAUCAAGAGCGCUCUACUGUGCGAAGUCCUGCUCGAGAUCAAUGCUGGCGUUCAAGGAUUGGAUCUCUCUCGUCACGAGCCAGAGACUUCAUUCGAAGUUAUGUACCAUUCAUACGGCGCCCUUCUCGAGCGUUUGGCCAAGGAACAGGCGAAAGAGCAACAGGAUCGGGGGGAGGCCUUGAUCAUCGACAUCAUGGCCGCUAUCCAGAUGAUCGAAGAAGACCUGGCCAAGACCUUGCACGACGUCUCGGGGCUCACUGCGCAACAAGAGAUCACGUUCGACCUCUUGUGGACCAUAUUCAAGCCUAACUCGCUCAUCUGCGAGUAUCACGACUUCACGGAACAGAACCGUCUGUUGUUGGUGCGCCAGGCUGAGUACAAGAGGGGGAUGGAUGGCUCGCGAUAUCUUCAGAUGACUUGCGAUAUCAUACGCAACGAUGGCAGCCUCUUUGGAUUUGCGCAAGAGCUCCUGAUGAUUGGCGAAUUCAAGGGUGUACGCCCGAUCGCGGAGCUUCCCACCUAUCCGCUCAAGUACCACCCCAGUGCGGAUGACCUCUACGCCGAAGCUGUGAAGAUUGGAAAGAGCUAUGUUCAGUUGUCGCAACAUAGCUAUCACGAGAUCGAAGCUGGGCUUGCCUUGCGCGACCAAGGAGGUCGCGUAGGACAAUUCUACGUGUCUGGUCGUGUCAUGAUCAGUCCCUCGGCGUUUCGCCGAUUCUUGCCGAGCAGCGAGCUUAAUCCGUCAGUGCACAAGGCACUCAAGAAGGAAACCUUGACAAACGACGAUUUCGCUAUCAUCACGCCCAUUGUGUUGGGAUUCGCGUUUGAUCGCAAGUCUUGGGGCGCUUUUGCGCUGUCGCGUAUCAAGGACGUGCGCUGGAACGAUGCUGCUUUUGGCGCACUCGUCCUCGGAAGUAAGCAGAAGAUGCUCAUACACGGCCUUGUCCGGCAGCACGCAUCUCAGGCAGCUAGCUUUGACGAUAUCAUUGAAGGCAAAGGACGAGGGCUCAUUGGGUUGCUCGCUGGUACACCUGGCUGUGGCAAGACGCUCACAGCGGAGGCCGUCGCGGAGAUCACGCAUAAGCCGCUCUAUGCCGUCAGUGCCGGCGAGCUCGGCACGACGCCUGACUACGUGGAAAGCAAGUUGACUGAAGUCCUCGAGUUGGCGCAACUUUGGGAUGCAGUCCUCCUGCUUGACGAGGCGGAGGUGUUCCUGCAGCAGAGGAAUGCUGUGGACAUCAACCGCAACGCGCUCGUCUCCAUCUUCCUGCGCCAGCUGGAGUACUACAAGGGAAUCUUGAUUCUCACGACGAACAUGGCCGAACAGGUCGAUCGUGCAUUCGAAAGCCGCAUCCACUUCUCAGUGCAUUAUCCUGAACUUGGAGUCGAAGCACGCAUGUCAGUCUGGAAGACAUUCCUUGCCAAAGUAUCCCUUCAAGUUAGCGAGAAGGAUCUCACCCGUCUGGCGGAUCAUCACAUCAAUGGACGCCAGAUCAAGAACGUGGUUAGCAGCGCGCAGACGAUUUCGCUCGCGAAUGGGUCCUCGGGCCUGAGCCUUGAGGAUAUCGACGUCGUACUCGGCGUACUACACGACUGGCAGUCUUCUACGCAAGGCCCGAGUCGUCCACUUCAUAUCCGCAGAGGCGUAGCCGCUCUCUAG